Lycium barbarum (goji berry) is the source of this 717-nucleotide messenger RNA. RefSeq lists its product as uncharacterized. Bases 1 to 717 code for a protein of 238 amino acids. NCBI's taxonomy places the organism in Eukaryota, Viridiplantae, Streptophyta, Magnoliopsida, Solanales, Solanaceae. The transcript is spliced from 2 exons. The record is from RefSeq and is a predicted model, not a curated record.
AUGGUAGAUCGCGUUCUCAGACCGUUUGGUAGGAAGCAACAUAUUCCGGGUCCAUGUGCUGAGAUUGAUCCUUUUCAUUACAAACGUGACAAGCGGUAUGCUAUAAAAGUGGAGGAUCAACAAAAUUUUGCAGAAACAGACUUUUUGUGGGAAAAUCGUCGAGAAAGGGUAAUUCUGGCCGAGUAUGAAACUCAAGACCCAGAGUCACUAUCAGAGUAUUUUUGUUGGUAUCGACGUCACUCGCGCACUUUCAUAGGAAAUCCUGCGCAUAAAGUGGAUAGAGGAUACCAACACAUGGCAGGCAGGCAUGAGGCACUGGCUUUAGGACAUCAAGAAUCGUACAGGUUGGCUCAGCAGACUAUCCAAGAUCCAACCAAGUCUGAUGAAGUGAAGGAAAUAACAGAGAUGUUUAGCCACAUUAAUACAGAGUCCAUGGUUGCUGCCUCUCUGGGGACGAUGUUGAGUUUCGCUCCCAAUUAUACACCACCGGCAGAGUAUGUUGAGCCGCCUACUGUGCAAGUGCCUCGUCAUCAACGUCCUAAUGUACCAAGACCUGCUGCGCGUGAUAGAGGACGCCAAUCAGGUAACAGACGGGGUCGAGGUCCCGUGAAUCACCAGUUGAUUGAUGAGGAAGAGGUUCGUUUUGGUUGUUUGUGUUGGUAUAUGGUAUUGGAGGAACUCCUUGUUACAGGGGAGAUGCUGCCCGAUUUUACGUAG